AUGGCUGUGGUGUUUGGUGGGAGUAGUGAGAGUCGCAACUACAAGGUCGAUGAGCGGGAAGCACGGUCUACACAGGGCGUCGUUGGGGAGCCAAAGCGUCGCCAGCAGGCUCUCACCCAGCAAGCAACUAUUGUGGUCGCGGCCCAGACUCAAGAGACAGCUAAGAGACAGCAGCCAGGGUGCAGCCAAACACUUCGCAGCCUCUCGAGCGGUCCCGUUGUGCCGACGACUCGUAGCGGGGUCCAGUCACGGGCAGCAGAUGAGUGGCACAGGGGCGUUGAAUGCAGCUUGUGUAUACGCAGAAGCCGGAGAUGCAGCAGAGGACACCGUCGCAGAGGUUUGCUGGAUACAGAGGCUGGCACUAGGGCAGACUGCGACAAUCGAGGCAUGCGCGAUGAGGUGUGA
This is a messenger RNA of Bipolaris oryzae ATCC 44560, 405 nucleotides long. RefSeq lists its product as uncharacterized. The transcript has 2 exons. Bases 1 to 405 code for a protein of 134 amino acids. The record is from RefSeq and is a predicted model, not a curated record. Lineage: Eukaryota; Fungi; Ascomycota; Dothideomycetes; Pleosporales; Pleosporaceae.